ACUUUUUCUUUUGGAUUUGCAAUUAGUGUGGUAUUAAUGAGAUGGAUUGGGGAUUGACAUGCAACAUUAUUGUAUGGCUUGGGAUACAUUUUAGUACGUACGAUGGUGCAGUUCAGAGUAAAGAAUCUUUAGUGCCUUGCGACUUGGAGCCUUCUAUGGAGAAGGGCCUCACGUAUUACCGACGCCGAACUCCAUGGGGUAAAUGGUUAGACAUGCCAUGUCCCCCGAAAACUGUAUUCAUAGCCCAUUGGUGUAGAUGUGACUAUCCUGAAAUGGAAGAAAUGUUAACAGAGUCAAACAAAAAUAAUUUAACUUCGUCAGCGACAAUAACAGAACAUUUGACAACCCAGCCAAAAUCGAAGACAAGUCCAACCACCUCUACUUCUACAACCCCAAUCAAAACAGAGAACACACGUCCCACCACCUCUACAAUCCCAAUCAAAACAGAGAAGACACCGAUCAUACAAACAACAACAAUAGCUCCCUCAAAAACUUCAAUAUCAAUGAAAAGCACCACCACUAACAGUGAGAUUUUAUCAACAUUUACUCCGACGAAAUCAGAGGAGUCCUCAGGUUCUCACGAACGCUUCUCAACGGUGAAAUUAGUAGUGACAGAAUCAACGGUGAAACCAGUGUUGACAGAAUCAAUGACACUGUUGCGAGCAACAUCGCAAAUUUCGGAUAGUACAUUGCCAACCAUUUCUAUCAACUCCAGUGAAUUAAGUACAAACGGCCAUGAACACAAUCAGGAUAAUCACACUUUGGAAUCUCAGAUUCAGGUGACCAAAAAGUCGCCAGAGGCGGUGAGAGAAAGAAAUAUAACAAAUACAACAUCAGUGUCAAUUUUGAAUUCGACGUCGAGUUCAAAUUCUGAAGAAUCGUCGAACGAACACACGAAUCAGACGACAUCAUAUGGUCAUGGGUCAACAUCUGUAACAAAUUCAACAAUAAAUACAACAACAAGAAUAAAUACAACAACAACAAACGCAACAACAACAGAACCAACAACAAACGCAACAACAACAGAACCAACAACAAACGCAACAACAACAGAAUCAAGUCCCAUAGCGACCGCAUGUAAAUACCAGAAAAUCGAAGACGACCGGAUUUCCUACAUGGGAUACAUUAAUGCAGAAAUUGGUUGGAUUCGCUUCCAGUGUCCUCAUCACAAAGAGUUCAGUCUGACCCGCUGCGGCUGUUUCUAUCCACGGGAGAUAAAAACAACAGCCACCACCACAACAGCAAGGACAACAAUCGGUAUUCCGGAAGGAUGUCCAUAUGUGAAAGAAGGAAGAAAAGCAUUUAGGGAAUUCAUCGACGUUUUAAAAACGUGGGUGUUUUCCGAAUGUGGUGAAAGCUAUGAUUUCAGCCAGUUGAAAUGUGGAUGUGUUUUAGAAGGAACUUCCCCUGAUGGAGACGAUGAUAAUUCUAUAAGAACUACGGGAUCUCCUAUUUCAACAGUUGCAGUAGUGUUGACCUCAACUGAAGAAGUACCACCUGGAUGUCCCUACAUUGCUGUAGGGAAAUCCUCAUUCAGAGAAUACAUAGCCAGCAUGCAGACUUGGGUGUACUCAGAUUGCGCUCCGGAGCACGUAUUCAAACAAUCUGCUUGUAGAUGUGAGCCAGAAAAUAUUGUCAUUAACGGAUGUCCAUUCAUAGCUGUGGAUAAGUCCUCUUUUAAAGAAUAUAUCGACGUUUUGGGAGAAUGGGUGACGUCCGAUUGUCCGAGUGACUUCUUGUACAGCGCCAAGUUAUGCAAAUGUGUCCUAAAAGAUUGUAAGCAUGAGGCUGUUGGUUUAACAUCCUUCAGAACCUUCAUCGAAGAAAUCAAAGACUGGGUCACAUCUCAAUGUCCAAAGAAUCACAUUUAUAGUCCCAAUCUGUGCAAAUGUGUCAAUGAAGGCGGUGGCGAGACGGCUAUCCAGAUUACUGACCACGUGGUACAACCAGUGGUAACUACGUCAUUUCCAGUAUCAACAGAAUCCCUAUCCAUGGUGACCACUGCAGAUUGCAAGGCUGUUGGCAAACUUGGCGGAUACAGACGGUACAUCCAUGAAGUGGACGGCUGGGUGGAUUACGAUUGUCCAAUUCACACUGAAUUCAAUAUCCAAACGUGUUCCUGUCAAAGGGCGGGUUGCAAGUACAUUCCAGACCAGACGGGAUACAAGGAGUUCGUGGAUUUGUUGGGAACUUGGAUUUUCUACGACUGUCCCAUAGGAACGUCCUUCCGGACAGACAGUUGCAAAUGUGAAAAAGAAAGACCCAAGCCACGUGUGACGACACCAAACCCGACACAGCCAGACCAUCAUGACGGUAAACAUCCGGGAGACUCGGAGAAAAGCACUUCUGGUUGCCUUAAAGUACAGAAAAACAAUGGCUAUAUGGAAUUUUUAGCCACUCUUGGAGACUGGGUGUACUACGACUGUCCUGUUGAGCACGCCUUUAGUGAAGAUGAUUGCGCAUGCGUAUAUACUGGAAUUAAUUCAAGCAAAGAUGGGAAAAGAACAGGAUGUGCAUUUUCCUCUACUGGUGAUGGAACAUAUAGACAGUUUGUGGAUGAAAUCAGUCAGUGGGUGUCGUACGACUGCCCCGUGGGCCAACACUUCCAUAACGAAUUCUGUAAAUGUGUACAACAAGAUGCCUCUUCAAAAGAUUUGAAGACUACAUUGACACCAAAACAAAUUACAAAUUCCUCGUGCUCGAUGAAGACCUCAGACAUGGGACAGGAUUACUUUUUGUUGUACGUGGAAGGACACGGUGAAAUUCUCUAUCAAUGCGACUUUGGUUUCGUUUUCAACCAAACUCAGUGUAGUUGUGUGAAAGAAGCCCCGAAUCCAACAACACCAAAAACCACGAACAUCACUCCAGGUUGUCCGCUUAUGCCCUCGCCACUUGGGGAAAAGUAUUUCAGGAUGCAGAUUGGAGUCUUGGGAAUGAUUGAUUUUUCUUGCCCUGAGAAACAAAAAUAUGUAUAUGGAAUAUGCAUGUGUACACUGUGAAGGAUCCAGAUUUUAGCGUACGAACUCGAAUUUCGAAGAUAAGGAAAUGGAGACCAAGAUUCCCCAAGAAAGAGGAAAACAAAGAGAACUGAAAUCCAUUAUAUUAGUUUUGUUGACAAUAAAAUGAUUAAAAAAGUAAA
Ostrea edulis (European flat oyster) is the source of this 3139-nucleotide messenger RNA. RefSeq lists its product as uncharacterized. Lineage: Eukaryota; Metazoa; Mollusca; Bivalvia; Ostreida; Ostreidae. The transcript has 26 exons. The record is from RefSeq and is a predicted model, not a curated record. The coding region runs from base 42 to 2999 and encodes 985 amino acids.